Lotus japonicus is the source of this 1282-nucleotide messenger RNA. Its product is annotated as BURP domain-containing protein 6-like. The coding region runs from base 117 to 1061 and encodes 314 amino acids. Lineage: Eukaryota; Viridiplantae; Streptophyta; Magnoliopsida; Fabales; Fabaceae. The record is from RefSeq and is a predicted model, not a curated record. The transcript has 3 exons.
GACUAUGCACGUACAGUUACUUAAUCGGAAGUCUCCAUAAAAAGCUCAUCUAGUUUGCACAUCUCAGUGUCAAGUUUUCUUCUAUAAUAUUCUCUCAGUUUCACUCCCUAAACCAAAUGGAGUUUCCACACCUAGGCUUCCUUUCAGCCUUUUUUUGUCUUGCUCUGGUUGGAUAUCAUGUUCAAGCAUCGCUACCCGCCGAAGAUUAUUGGAAAUCCCUGUGGCCCAAUACUCCCAUGCCUAAAGCUCUAAAGGAUCUUACGCAGUCUGAUUCUGAGUGGAAGGCAGGGGGAAGGAUUCAUGCUAAGGUAGGCCACAGGCUGAUGGAUCUUGAAGUCUAUAGCAAGCCAGACAAAAAAGUCACUAGUCACCCUACAAAAUUCAAAUCUCAUGAUGAAUUCAAUCACAGUGUCACAUUCUUCUUCGAACAUUUCCUUCAACCUGGCAAACCAUUGAAUAUGGAGUUCACAAAGCGUUCAGCUGAAUUUACUUUCUUACCCGACAAAGUUGCGAAAUCCAUCCCUUUUUCGAGUAACAGAAUCUCAGAAAUUCUGAAUCACUUCAAUAUAGAAGCCAAGUCAAGUGAUGCAGAGACAUUGGAACAUACAAUAGACACAUGCGAGUUACCUGCUAUUGGGGGAGUGGACAAGUACUGUGCCACAUCUCUGGAGUCAUUAGUCAAUUUCACAGUCUCAAAGCUUGGAAAAAACAUCAGGUUGGUUUCAUCAACUGUGCUGUUGGAAAAGGAAACCCAGAAGAAGAAGCCACAGCAAUAUAGUGUUUUGCCUGGAGUGAAGAAAUUAGGGGACAAAGCAGUGGCGUGCCAUAAGAUGAAUUACCUCUAUGCUGUGUUUUAUUGCCAUAAGGUUGCUACAAGGUCCUACUCUGUUCCAUUGGUGGCCUCUGAUGGGACAAAAGCUAAAGCAUUAGCUGUUUGUCACACAGAUACUGCACAAUGGAGUAAUGACAAUAUUGCAUUAAAGCAGCUUAAGAUUAAGCCGGGAACUCUUCCUGUUUGCCAUUUUAUUGCAGCUGAUUCCCUUCUCUGGAUUCCCAAUUAAGCUUUCAAAAUCAUGAUGCAUAUGGACUAGUCCCACCAAGCCUUUGAAGUUUAUAUAUAUAAUAUAUAAUAUAUGUACACAUAUAUAUAGUCCGUUUUCCUGUCCUGCAAGUUUAUUUUUUUUUAUUACUUUCAAAAAGAAAAUGCAAUGUAUGCGUGUUAUAGGAUGCAUAGUGGUUGUUGCAAUUUGAUCAAUGAUGAAAGUUUGGUCUGUGUUAUCCU